Molecule: messenger RNA, 858 nt
Organism: Pestalotiopsis fici W106-1
Lineage: Eukaryota; Fungi; Ascomycota; Sordariomycetes; Amphisphaeriales; Sporocadaceae
Exons: 1
Coding region: 1-858 (285 amino acids)
Source: RefSeq, a predicted model, not a curated record
AUGGUCGCAGACGCAGUACCAUCAAUCACGAAUGGGCAAGAGCAAUCCGUGCUUGACGCAUGCUCGUCAGGGGACAUCGUCGCUCUCCAGAAGCUGUUCAACAUCCACGGCAUUGAGCCUGGUAGUAAGCCAAUCAUCACGCAAUGCCUUUACGGCACCUGGUCACGGGUAGAAUCUAGAAGCAUUCCCAGCUGCAUGAUACCUACGACAAUGGAGCUUCUCGAGAAUGCCGUGGCCGCCAAACAGUUGGCCAUGGUCGAAUUCAUCUUUGAGACUUACCCUUUGUUUGAUCUGAGUGAGGGCCAAUGUGUCGCCAGUGCUGUGAUGGAGCACCCCGACGCAGCCAUACUCAAACGCAUCUGUGAUCAUCAACGUGCUUUUGCUAGCAUUUCCAUGGAUGACCACCUCCACACAUUCUUUACUCGGGCUUGUGAAAAGCCACCAGACCACAUUGCUCCGGUGUUGAACAUACUCUUGGACUAUGAUGCCGACAUUUCCGAUGGUUGGGGCGGGCUUGGUGCUUUAUGGGCAGCCAUAUCUAGAGGCCAUUCUGUAGAGGUCAUUGAAAAGGUCCUGAAGUGUCAUUUGUCACAACAUGUUCCGAUCCGAAGCAGCCACGCAGAAACAGCCAUUGGGCGCGGUGACGAAGAUAUCGUUGCGUUGAUAUUUUCAAAUGACCAGAUGGAAUUCAAAGCCAACCAAUCAGCGCGAUAUGUUGAACAAGCGGAUAAAACUGGGGACAAGGCGAUCACUGCCAUCGUCCAGCAAUGGGUAAACAAGAAGAGCAAGCAACACUUGAGCGCACCAAGGCCGUGGUUGACGAGAACCUGGCAAAAGCUGCUACGUUCUGGACCUUGA